AUGAUGUCAAAAAAUUUACUUGAAGAAUAUGACAAAAAACGUGAUUUCAGAAAAACUCAUGAGCCGAAACCAGUAUAUGAUAAUAGUAAGUGUACAAAUGAACAUCGAUUUGUUGUUCAAGAGCAUCAUGCUUCAAUGCUUCAUUUUGAUUUUCGGCUUGAAAAUAACGGUGUUAUGAAAAGGUCAAUACCAAAAGGACCAAGUCUUAAUCCUCGUGACAAACGUUUAGCAAUUAUGGUAGAAGAUCAUCCGAUUCCAUAUAUGAACUUUGAAGGCAAAAUACCAGACGGAGAAUACGGUGCAGGUGAAGUACGAACAUGGGAUAUUGGAACCUAUGAAUCGUUAGAUGAUAUUGAUAUUGAUAAAGGAAUAGAACAAGGAAAAUUAACAUUUAUCCUUCACGGGAAGAAACUUCAAGGUGAAUUUCAUAUGGUUCGAUCACGAUUUCGAACAAAUCAACGAGAAAAUCAAUGGCUUUUAAUGAAAAAGAAGGAUGAAUAUGCAAAUGAAAAUUUUUUACUUGAACGCAUACUUAAUUAUGGUUCACGACAAGAUUUACAAUCAUCAGCUGACACUAAAACGAAUAAGAAACGACAAAGACAAUCGACAGUAAUAUCACCUGAAUCACAAGUAAAAAAACGUUGA
Molecule: messenger RNA, 645 nt
Organism: Rotaria socialis
Lineage: Eukaryota; Metazoa; Rotifera; Eurotatoria; Philodinida; Philodinidae
Source: the annotation of a GenBank genome assembly